Molecule: messenger RNA, 1203 nt
Organism: Salvia miltiorrhiza (redroot sage)
Lineage: Eukaryota; Viridiplantae; Streptophyta; Magnoliopsida; Lamiales; Lamiaceae
Product: auxin-responsive protein IAA16-like
Exons: 5
Coding region: 403-1059 (218 amino acids)
Biological process (GO): regulation of DNA-templated transcription
Cellular component (GO): nucleus
Molecular function (GO): protein binding
Source: RefSeq, a predicted model, not a curated record
AAGAUCUGUCUGCUGUUAAAAAAUACCAACUCCUCCUCUUCCUGUCUGUUGGGUUCAAUACAAUUAUGCUUCAUUUUGCGUCAUUAAUUACGUCAUUAUUUCUCCGACAACUCCCUCCAAUCCCCUCCCUCCCCGUGGCCACUUCUUAUCCCUCCAAAUAAUGUUAUUUUUCUCUCAAAUUGAAAAUGAUGCCACUAAAUAAUUAAGCUCUCAAAACUUUCAUAUUCAUAUAUCAAUGCUCAUAUUUCUUCCUCUUACAGCUCCCACUCCCACACCUUACAUAAUUUUAAUUUCAUCAAUCAUCUUCUUUAUCAACAAACUUAGCUAGAGGUCUACUACUAUAGUAACGUUUGUAUCACAUAUCUAUAUACUCAUCAUCGUUGUAGAAAGAAAUUUGAAAUAAUGGGGACGGAGCAUGAGAAUCGCUUGGAAUACGACGAGACAGAGCUGAGGUUAGGGUUGCCCGGUGGAGGAAGUGAGAAGAAUAGUGGGUGUUUGAAGAGAGGCUUUUCUCAAACUAUUGAUUUGAAGCUCAAUUUGAACGCAUCCAUGGCUUCUUCUUCAUCAACUCCGCAUCAUCAACUUGUCAAACAAGAGGAGAAGACUGCGAAGCCACCUGCAAAGGCCCAAGUAGUAGGUUGGCCACCAGUUAGAUCCUUCAGAAAGAACAUCCUGGCCGUCCAAAAGGACGGCGGCGGCGGCGUUGCGGCGGCAUUUGUGAAAGUGAGCCUAGAUGGGGCGCCGUACCUCCGGAAAGUGGACUUGAAAAUGUAUAACAGCUACCAACAACUCUCUGAGGCCCUAGGAAAAAUGUUCAGCUCCUCUACAAUUGGCGAUUGUGGUUCUCAAGGGGUGAUGAGUGAGAGCAAAUUGAUAGACCUUUUGAAUGGGUCUGAUUAUGUGCCUACUUAUGAAGAUAAAGAUGGAGACUGGAUGCUUGUUGGAGAUGUUCCAUGGGAGAUGUUCGUUGAUUCAUGCAAACGUCUCAGGAUAAUGAAGAGUUCGGAGGCCGUUGGGCUAGCACCAAGAGCAGUGGAGAAGUGCAAGAACAGAGCGUAAAAGGGUUUUGCUACAAAAUAAUGUCCUAGUUAGAUAGUUAUAUUUUGAUUUGUAUGCUUAAUUUUGUUGGCAGAGGCCGUGUGUGAGUGUAUAAAAAGUGGAUAAUUUUCCAACAUUAAUGUACUCAGUUAUAGGGUUGUCAUA